GGGCCCCGGGGCCGCCCACUCCCCUCCCGCGCAUCCGCGAUCGGGCUCUGGCCAGGCGGAGGCCCGGCCGAGGAGCCAGCGUUGCGGGGAGGGACCCGCCCGCCCGCUCACUCUUUCUCCGCACUUCGGCGGCCGCCCCGGGGAGGGUGGCAGAGAGGAGCGAAGGCACCGCCGUGGGUCUCGCGCGUCCUCGGGCUCCCCUCCGUCCCCGGGCCGGCCGGCGCCUGCUGGCAAGCGGCCGCUCUGUGGGUGCCAGAUUGGGUCACUCGCUAAGUGGAGGGAGGCGAAAGGGCUUCCAGUUUCUCCCCUUCACCGGCCUUGGCCUUGUGAGGAGGCCAGCUUGCUUUAAGGCUUUGAGACUGGAUAGGACGCUGGCGGGAGCCAAAGGGUAGUAGGAAUCGAGAGGCAGGUGAGAGGUGGGGUGAGGGCUUGGCCCCCACCUGGAUACUCCUUCCCAAGAAAGGACUGAAAAGAAAAAGAGGGUUAUCUACUUCGUGAAGUACCUGAGCAUUGCCUAGAAGCAUACUUCAUAAAUUUGCUUCAGUCUUAAGGUGGGGGGGAAAGUGCUUGUGGGUAGAGUUAAGUGGGUUUGACAGGAUUGCUGGAACUCCCAGACAGUGCCAGCAAAGACCAGUGGCUUGGAGGUAGUGUCAGCCUCUUAGGAAUAACAUCGUUCUGAGUGUUCUUUGCUGCCAGUUCUCGAAGAUUGUUUCUUCUUUGGUGUAGAGAGAAUUCUCUCAACAAAUGUUUUUGAGUGCUUAUUGAGCCCCUUCUUUAAAAAGAAAGUUAAUUUAAUAAACGUUUGUAGUCUGUGAUUUGCAUCGAGUUGAGAUGCUGGGUGUACAAGGAUAAAUAUGGAAGGACCACUUUCCUCAAGAAGCUCUCCUGCAGCUUUCACUUCAAUAACUCGGACAAGCCUGAAAGGGUUGUCCUACACCAAAGAGAGAAAGAAUAAUGAGCUAGAACAGUGCAACAGUCCCUGGCAUGUAAUAGGUUACAUACACCAGGAAAGAAUGGCUCAUAAAUACCAUGCUACAGGAACUCUUUUGCUGCAAGGUAUGGGUGCUUUGAAGAACACUGCAGCCGACACCUCCUGUGCCCUCCUAGGAGACUGGGCUCCUGUGACGUUUGAUGACAUCACAGUAUACUUGCUCCAGGAAGAAUGGAUGCUGCUGAGUCAGCAGCAGAAGGAGAUCUGUGGCUCUGACAAGCUGGUGGCACCACUGGGACCAACUGUUGCUAACCCUGAGCUGUUCUAUAAGUUUGGGCAAGGGCCAGAGCCAUGGCUAGGCAAUGUCCAGGAUCAGAGGAGUCUCCUGGACCGUCACCCAGGAAAAAGCCAGAUGGGCUACUUGGAAGAAAUGGAUGUGCAAGUUCCUGCCAGGGAGAGUACACGAUACCUCCCGCCUCAGAAGAAAGCCUGCCUUUCCCACUUCAGUACAGACAAUGGCAACAUCGAGGGAGACUGGACAGAAAGAAGCAAGAAACUCUUAAAGCCUCGGUCUAUCCAGAAGUCGUGGUUUGCACAGUUUCCAUGGUUGAUCAUGAACGAGGAACAGACGGCUCUGUUUUGCUCUGCUUGCCGGGAGUACCCAUCUGUCAGGGACAGACGGUCAAGAUUAAUAGAAGGUUAUACAGGACCAUUCAAGGUGGAGACUCUCAAAUACCAUGCCAAGAGCAAAGCGCACCUCUUCUGUGUCAGUGCCUUGGCAGCAAGGGACCCCGUUUGGGCAGCCCGUUUCCAGAGCAUCAAAGAUCCACCUGGAGAUGGCCUGGCCAGCCCAGAGCACCUCUUCACUGCAGAUUAUCCCGUGUUCUACCCCACAGGGUCUCUGGGAGAUUUUGGUAGCAUGGAUGAGCUCCUGCCAACCUCAAGAGCUGAACUAGAGGAUCCUGGGGGGAAUGGAACAAUUCCUGCCUUGUAUCUAGACUGUGUUCCAGAUUUGAGGCAAAAAGAAAUCACUGAUGACAUCAACAACUCCUCAAACAUUAAUGUUUUAUGUAAUGAUGUUGUUGAAUCCAGCAGCCAGGACCUUUCUGAAGAGGGGCUGUUGGAGGAGGUCCCUGUGGUGGUGGAGGAGCUCCCAGCGGUAUUUGAGGAUGUUGCGGUGUAUUUCACCCAGGAGGAGUGGGGCCUGCUAGACAAGCAGCAGAAGGAGCUGUACAGAGACGUGAUGUGCAUGAAUUACGAGCUCUUGGCAUCCCUGGGGCCUGUGGCUGCCAAACCAGACUUGAUCUCUAAACUGGAACGCAGAGCUGCACCCUGGAUCAAGGACCCGAAUGGGCCAAAGUGGGGGAAAGGUCAUCCUCCAGGGAAAAAGAAGACGGUGGCUGUUGGAGAGGUAGACACACAGGCCUUAGCUGUAGACGCUGCACUGCUUCCAGUUCCUUCUGUGGAGACAUGCACCUCCUACUGCGGCUCCAGCAUCUGCGAAGUAGAAGUAGAUGGGCCUAGGAAAAUCAAGAGGACUUACAGACCCCGUUCAAUUCAGAGGUCGUGGUUUGGGCAGUUCCCAUGGUUAGUAAUUGACCCAAAAGAGACCAAGCUCUUCUGCUCAGCCUGCAAAGAAAGACCUAGUCUCCAUGACAAAUCAUCUCGUUUAGUCAGAGGUUACACUGGGCCUUUUAAAGUGGAGACUUUAAAAUACCAUGAAGUCAGCAAAGCACACAGGCUUUGUGUCAACACUGUUGAAAUCAAAGACGACAACCCCCAAACUGCCCUCGUCCCAGAGAUCUCCAGUGACCUCAUGGCGAACAUGGAGCACUUUUUCCAUGCUGCCUACUCCAUCGCAUACCACUCAAGGCCCCUGAAUGACUUUGAGAAAAUCCUGCAGCUCCUCCAAAGCACUGGGACCGUGAUUUUAGGCAAGUACCGCAACCGCACCGCAUGCACUCAGUUCAUCAAGUACAUCUCCGAGACGCUGAAGAAGCAGAUCCUCGACGAUGUCCGGAACUCCCCCUGUGUGAGCGUCUUGUUGGACAGCUCCACCGACGCCUCUGACCAGGCCUGCGUGGGGAUUUAUGUCCGCUACCUGAAGCAGAUGGAGGUGAAGGAGUCAUACAUCACCCUGGCCCCGCUUUACAGCGAGACGGCGGACGGAUACUUUGAGACCAUCAUUUCUGCCCUGGAUGAGCUGGACAUCCCUUUCCGGAAGCCUGGCUGGGUGGUGGGCCUGGGAACAGAUGGCUCGGCCAUGCUGAGCUGCAGAGGAGGCCUUGUGGACAAGUUCCAGGAGGUUAUCCCCCAGCUGCUGCCGGUCCACUGUGUGGCCCACCGGCUGCACCUGGCCGUGGUGGAUGCGUGUGGGAACAUCGACCUGGUGAGGAAGUGCGACCGGCACAUCCGUACCGUCUUCAAGUUUUAUCAGUCCUCAAACAAGAGGCUGAACGAGCUGCAGGAAAGUGCAGCUCCACUGGAGCAGGAGAUCACCCGCCUGAAGGACCUGAACGCUGUCAGGUGGGUGGCCAGUAAGAGGCGCACGCUGAACGCACUCCUCCUGAACUGGCCGGCACUCACUCGGCACCUCCAGAGCGUGGCAGAGGCCGGGGGGCAGGUUGGGAACAGGGCCAGGGGCAUGCUGAAGCUGCUGAAGGGCUUCCACUUCGUCAAGUUCUGCCACUUCCUUUUGGACUUCCUGAGCAUCUACAGGCCCCUGUCUGAGGUGUGCCAGAAGGAGAUCGUGCUGGUUACAGAGGUGAACGCCACGCUGGGCGGGGCCUACGGAGCACUGAAGACCCUCCGUCACCAGGCGGGGCCCAAAGAGGAAGAGUUCAAUGCCAGCUUCAAGGAUGGGUGGCUCCAUGGCAUCUUCUUGGACAGACCAGAGCUGGCAGAACAGCGGUUCCAGGCAGAUAGGGAGAAAACAAUCCUGACUGGGAUUGAGUACCUCCAGCAGAGGUUUGACACAGACCGUCCCCCGCAGCUCAAGAACAUGGAGGUGUUUGACACCAUGGCCUGGCCCAGUGGGAUUGAACUUGCCACUUUUGGGAACCAUGAUAUUCUCACGCUUGCCAGGUAUUUUGAGCUCUCUCUCCCUGCAGGAUACAGUGAGGAAGCUCUGCUGGAGGAGUGGCUGGGCCUGAAGGCCAUCACCCAGAACCUCCCGUUCUCCAUGCUGUGUAAAAACGCCCUGGCCCAGCACUACCGCUUCCCCUUGCUGAGCAAGCUCAUGGCUGUGGUGGUCUGUGUGCCCAUCUCCACCUCCUGCUGCCAGCGGGGGUUUAAGGCCAUGAACCGCAUCAGGACCGAUGAGAGGACCAAGCUCUCCAAUGAGGUGCUCAACAUGCUCAUGAUGACAGCUGUGAAUGGCGUGGCAGUCACAGAGUACGACCCCCAGCCUGCGAUCCAGCACUGGUACCUGACCUCCUCAGGCCGACGUUUCAGCCACGUCUAUGCCUGUGCCCAGGUGCCAGCCCGCUCCCGUGAGAGUGCGGGGCUCAGGAAGGAGGAGCUGGGCACCCUCUGCGUAGAGGGGUCUGGGACCCAGCAGCCGCCCAUCCUGCCCUCCAGGGAGGCAGUGGAGGUUCAGAAGGAUUGCAUCACGGGGCCUUCCGGGAGACUCCUGCACCCCAGCGCCAGCCAGGGGGCCCCUGGCAUGUCCUGAGGGAGAGGGAUCCUUGCCUUGGAGAUGCCCCUGUGGUCAUGGGGACAGCUGUCUGCAGAUGCUAGGCUGCCCUAGAGUCUUCCUUCCAUGGGGACGCUCUCUAAGCACCAGAAAGUGGGCAGUGACGGGGUAGUCCAAGGUCACAUCCCAGAGAGGCAAGGGAGGUGCACAGCCCAUUUUCUGAGGCCCCUCCAACCACAGCAGUGCCUCACAGCACAUAAAUGUGCUAAAAGGUUCUUAUCUCAAGUUCAUUUUUAAGGUGCUCCAGGAAAUAAUCCCAUCAUGAAAGAUUCCACCCCCUGUUCUGGUGGCGAGAGGACUUUUCUGAAGUGGGAGAAACUAUUGAGGUAGGGAUUUAAUGCAGCACCCUGCCCUCCGGACAGCCCUGGGGAGCAUUCUGGGGAGGCUGCCCACAGCCUUAGUGGCAAGGGGGAAAGGCCACUUUGUUACGGGUAGAAGACAGCCCCGUUCUAGGGGCAGCUGGCCUGGCUGCAAGAGCUCCGAGGAAUCAUUGUUCUGGGGCCUCUCGCCCUGGCUCCUGCAGCCUCGGUGGGGAACUUGCAUCAGAGAAUUCCUCUACCUCCCCCCAGGGCUUCCUUUAGGACCAAACAAACACAAACCCUUUGUGGAGAGCACUCAGGAGAGCUUCAUUCUCGAAGCUCCUGGCCCGGGCAGCAGUGCACUCUGUGCGGAGCCAGGUGCUUCCCACGCUGGAGCACGGUCUGGCCCACAACACACGAACCCGCGUCCCUCAGGAGUGGCUGGGCCCACGCUGGAGUUGGGAGGCUUGGGUUGCAGCCCCCGUUCUGCUGCAGGAAGUGGGUUAACUGUGAUUAAUCCCUUCCUCUUUUCUGUGCCUCAGUUUCCCUCUUCCAUGGAGUGGCAGCAGAGAAUCCAAGUGCCUGCUGACUCCCCGUCUGCCAUAGGAUUAGUGAAUGAGAGAGCCUCGAGCUCCUUGAGAGAAAGACUCCGGCCUGCACAGUGUGGACUUAGCGCCUUCAGCCCCUGUCCUCAUCCUUAGUGGGACAGGUAUGAAUUUGCCUCCAAAGCCCUUAUUGUGGUAAGAGGCGCUCUCCAGAUGUACCAUCUGCAUGACAGCCUAGUCCACUCUUCUCCAAGUGGCGCCAGGGCCUCCGCAUUGGAAUCGCUAGGGCGCCACCCAGACGUGCUGACCCAGAUCCCGGCACUGGGCUCAGUGACUGGGGGUUUCUAACAAGCUCCCCCAGGAGCCGUGGGCACACUCUAGCCUAAGAACCAGCGCCCUGGGCACAGAAGGGUGUCUGGUACUACCACGUUCCCAGUCCCCUUUACCCGCUCUUCCCAUCCCGCCUAAAGUGAAGCACUUUUCCUUCUAGGGGUUGCUCAGGAAGUUGCUUCCUGGGACAGGAUGAUUUUGUCUAGGUUUCUCUGCCCCUGCCUCACACUUGUUUUAAAUAGACGGCAAGGAGCCAUCCCGACCUACCUGGCUGCUGGUCUCCAGGCGGGUCCCUGCCCUGCGCUGCAAGCCCAUGCGAUCAGGCCUCUUAACCAGCAGUCUUCCCCUUCCCAUCCCCAGAAGGUGCUGGAAGCCCCUGGGAUGCUGGCAUCCAAGCACGUCCCCAUUAUUGCAGAUACCCUGGUUCUGACACCCCCUUUCCAUCCCCCUACCCUUAGUACUUAGCCUGAGCACCAUUGCCCACCUGUUUUUCUCAGCUCUAGUCAGGAAUUGCUUUCUCACUUCUGCCUUUCACCUGUAGAAAUGUCUCCCAGCUGGAGGGGUCUUGGGGGUCGGAAGGGCACCACAUCCUGCAAGCUGGAGCUCUGGGAGGUGUUGCUGUCUACAUGGCCUCAGACUUGGGAAUUUGCCCCUGGUCAGGUUCCAUGGGUGUGGAUGAGCAGAAUGGGAUAGAGAAAGGCCUUUAAAAGUGGGGGCUACAGCCUCCUCCUCCCAGAGGGAUUCCAAAUUGAGGCUAUGUUCCAGCAAACACCCUUCCCGUGGUGUGGCCUCUUCGUCCUUUGAGAAGCCCUCAGAGCAGAAGGCCAGUGCUGUGGGCGACCCUGUUGCUCCCAGUUCUGGAGCUGAGGUGGGAGCCAGGGAUGUGCCCUCCCCUCUCCACGUCAGUGUGUUCUGAGGACCCAUCCCAUGCCUUCCUCAGGUUGUGGAAAAGUGGGUCCCUUUGGAGCUAUUUAUUAUAGGUGUUUGCGCUACCCAGUUUCUCGAGAGGCCUGGGUCUGCUCCAGUUCCUCUGUCAGCUAAAGGCAAAGAAGGAAGACAGCUGACAUUUUGGUUCAGGACCCCAGUGUGGAAACACUGUCAGCCCCGCUGCCCAGGCUGGCCUCUGCUUUGUUUAGACAGAGGCUGGCUGUGUUUUAGACCCUUGUUGGGGAAGUUUCCUGUUUUUGCCCCACAAGAAGACAAGCUGCAGAGCACUGGGAGUAGAAGGAGCAAGCAACAUCCCUGGCCAGGUGCCGGCCAUUGUACCCCCUGCCCUCCGCCUGUCGUCGUGCUGGCAUCUCCACGUGCACGUCCUGGCGUCACUCCUGCCCUUUCCCUGAUGACUGAUGCCCACUGGGUCUGACAUUCCAAGUAACCAGCAUAUAACUGAUAGUUGAUUCCAAUAGCCAUAGACUCCGGGUGGGAGUGCGGAUCUCAGCCGCCUGUCCUGGCCAGGUACCUUAGAGAGUGUGACCACGCUCCAGACCUUUGCUUCUUUCUCCUGCAAAGGGGGAGUUCCUAGGGUGCUAAGUACUUAUCAGGCCAGUGUUGGGGGCCAGUUCCCUCAUAUAGGUGUCUGCUUAGCCAAAACACUAAGGGUGACUGGCCCAGGGCCUUCCUCCCUCCUCCGGUUUCAAAGAUCUGCAAACGAGGUUUAAUAAAAACCAUGUUUGAUUCCUAACCUUUUGCUAUCUGAAUAAAGCCAAGUUUAUUUCAACAAA
Messenger RNA from Microcebus murinus (gray mouse lemur), 7520 nucleotides. Lineage: Eukaryota; Metazoa; Chordata; Mammalia; Primates; Cheirogaleidae. The record is from RefSeq and is a predicted model, not a curated record.